AUGGAGCUUGGAAAGAAGGCGCCUGUGUCGGAUGAUUCCCCAUUGGAAGGCCCUACAUGGGAUCUGGAAGAGACCGGCUCUGGUCAGGAGCGCGAAUCUGCGGGCAAAAACAAGGACAAGAGUGCCAACGAAAGUGCUGAUGUGGCUCGUCCUUCGCAUCCUCAAGACGACGCCAACGCUGCAGAGCCUCGAAGCCGUUACAGCCACUACAGCAUGUCUGCACCGUCAACAGCACCCCAUGCGACACAGUUCCUGUUACCGAGGACAGGAGAACGUUUAGCGAUCGUGAUCAUCGCCGCCGUUAUCCUCCUCCGGUCAUGGGUUCUGGCAGCCCUGUUCAAAAGACGAAAUCACGGCCAUGCGGAAAAAGGCGCGCAGAGCGCUAAUCCACCCAACCUCCUCCUCCUUCGACCUCCCCCACCGCGACCCUCCUCCCCUCCACACCGGCUCAGACUGGGGAUGUAG
Molecule: messenger RNA, 465 nt
Organism: Dacryopinax primogenitus
Lineage: Eukaryota; Fungi; Basidiomycota; Dacrymycetes; Dacrymycetales; Dacrymycetaceae
Exons: 5
Coding region: 1-465 (154 amino acids)
Source: RefSeq, a predicted model, not a curated record